CGUGACAUGACGCCAUCAUCAAACAUGGCGGACAAGGAAAACACAAACAUGGAAGUCGAUAAGGUAAAGAAAAAAUCAUCUUUAAACAAAGUUGACUCACUCAGUGACGAUGUUGUCCAAAGAGAAGGCAACAAGAAGAAAGCUGAAGGCAAGAAAAGCGCCUUCAAAAGCCACGCCACAACGGAAUACUGCGAGAAACUGCAAGCGUGGAUGUGGCAGUACUAUACAGGAUAUGUGAACUGGCAGAGCUGGAUGGCAGCGUCAGCUAUGUCCUGCCCUCAUUAUUUACAAUCAGCAAGUGGAACUUCGACGGCAGCUCCUGAUAUUAACACCCAGAACUGGUUUAACGGUCCGUUUGUUCUUCCGUUAAGUCCUUAUCCCCACGCUGCGAACUCCCCGAGCAGCCGAGCAGGGGAGGUAGCAGGCGGGGCUGCAGUGUCCGCUCAGCCGCAGCAGCAGACACAGGAGAACGGAAACGCUCCGAGACCAGGUCGAGAGUAUAGUAUCCCUUCACCUCUUCAAAGACUCCUGGCUGAAAUGGUGGAUUUCUUCAUUCUGUUUUUCAUCAAAGCUACCAUUAUCAUCAGUAUUAUGCACAUCAGUGGAAUCAAGGAUGUUUCUAAGUUUGCCAUGCAUUUCAUAGUGGAGGAAAUAGACGAAGACACAUCCAUGGAGGAGCUACAGAAAAUGAUGCUUGUGGCACUUGUGUAUCGGAUAUUAGUGUGUUUCUAUGAGAUUGUGUGCAUUUGGGGAGCAGGAGGAGCCACUCCAGGCAAGUUUCUGGUCGGACUUAGAGUGGUGACAUGCGACUCUUCAGUUCUGGUCCAGCCGAACAGGGUACUUGUGGUACCUGCAACUAAUGUCUCUUUAUCUGCAUCAACUGUCCGAGCCUUAAAUAAGAACUUCUCCAUUGCCUUCUUUUUCCCGGCCUUCAUCACUCUUCUGUUCUUCCAGCACAACAGGACUGUUUAUGACAUGGUAGCUGGUACAAUCGUUGUCAAGCGCUCCGGAGCGAGAUGAUGCAUAACAGUGAAGAAGAGAAUCCUAAACUUAUUAAGAACUGGCACUGUGUGAUGUGUUUUUGAAGAAAUGCCUGCACAACUCAGACCAGGUAAUGUCAGAAGACACAGAAGAGGUUGAUGCUACUGCAGUAUGAACUAUUUCAGAUUCCCACAACUUGGGUUUGGUUUGCCUCGGAUACAUACUGUAUUUCUGCAUAUAUGGUUACAUGCUGCUUUCACAAUCUGUUCCUUUGCUGAAUUGAUGUCUCCUUGUGGAGGGAGAAGAAAGACAGUUUUUGCAACAGUUUUGUUGACAUGGGAUUCUUUUGCCUCUUUUUUAAAUACUUGCUGAGAUUAAGGGCGAAUGUAAUUAAACACAUUCAGUAUUUAAGUCACUAAUGCAUUCACAACAUUACAUCUUCAGUAUCUCUGUAUUAAACCACGUCUGAAAAGUUAAUACUCAGACUUUCCAUUUUUAAAUUUGUUGUGAAACAUUAUUAUGGCAGGGUUGAUGAUCACACCAAUGAAAUAUCUUUCUUCUAAGGCACUUUUAAAUGUAUUGAUUGGAAAAGUAAACCUGAUCACAACUGCUUUUCCUUUACUCUGAACUCAGUAUGUGUUUGAUUGAAUAGUAAAUGUAUGGCGCACUACAUGUAAUACACCUUUGUUCCUUUUCAGGAGAUUAAAUCAAACCACUGAU
This is a messenger RNA of Cheilinus undulatus (humphead wrasse), 1701 nucleotides long. RefSeq names its product protein FAM8A1-like. Bases 7 to 1020 code for a protein of 337 amino acids. NCBI's taxonomy places the organism in Eukaryota, Metazoa, Chordata, Actinopteri, Labriformes, Labridae. The transcript is spliced from 5 exons. The record is from RefSeq and is a predicted model, not a curated record.